Messenger RNA from Scomber japonicus (chub mackerel), 4863 nucleotides. RefSeq names its product protein phosphatase 2, regulatory subunit B', alpha isoform (gene ppp2r5a). NCBI's taxonomy places the organism in Eukaryota, Metazoa, Chordata, Actinopteri, Scombriformes, Scombridae. Gene Ontology annotation, biological process: signal transduction; protein dephosphorylation. Gene Ontology annotation, molecular function: protein phosphatase activator activity. The transcript has 13 exons. The coding region runs from base 912 to 2465 and encodes 517 amino acids. Gene Ontology annotation, cellular component: protein phosphatase type 2A complex; nucleus; cytosol. The record is from RefSeq and is a predicted model, not a curated record.
ACUGGGAGUGUUUUAUAGCACAGCUGCCUACUCAGCACGACGUUUGGAGACGUGUUGUAUGUAAAAAUACCCGGGCGUUUUUAGAGGUCGGGAGAACGUACGCACUGCUGCACAUUGAGCGAGGACUGUAGCUAAGACAAAGUCAUUCGGCUAACUUUUAAGUGCUAAACAGUCGUCGAGCAAAAUUGAACUUCAUCGAUCGCGGAUAGUUCGCCAGAAAAUACUCAGCGGAAGUCAAACUAGGAUUAAACCCUGUGUUUGGACAUGGAGUUUUUUACAAAGAGCUAUACUGAUGCAUGAGCCAACUAACUUUUCUUUCCUCCACGGUGGUAAAAACGGUUGUGUCGUAGUGGCAUACAUUAGCUAGUGUUAGCACGCUAGCUAGGAGCAUUUAGCUGCCAGCCCAGCAGUAAGUUACAGCAGUGUGCUACUGACCGUGGGAAGGACUUCACAUCUAAUUCAACUUUGUUAAUGACAAUGUCGUUCAUACGUUUUGCAACAGGUAGACCUUUUGCAAGCACGACGCCGCAGCAAAAAACAUCUGAAAUUUAGAAACUUCGCCGAUAUCUAUUGAAUGUUGGUGACUCAGGGUUGUACUGCGGGCAAUGUCAUGAGGUGUAGUUUGUCUUUUUGGCUCGUGUUUUGAAGAUUGUUCCCGUGUUUUCCGAAAAACGAAGUCACCCCAAUGAUGCAGUGCUUGGAAACCGUCUAACCCCCGCUACCGACCGACCAUGUUGGAUCAUACAGAAUAACACCAGAGUUGGACAGGAACAGGAGACGAGCUUCAAGUCGCGCAGUUUUGCUCCAUAUUUUUGUUCUCAUGCGAACAGUAGGAACACACAAGGAAACAUUUCUUUUGGCCUAGGGAUACAGUCGCUUUUUCUGAAGUCUUCGUCAGUUUAUGCAUCAAAAUGUCGGCCAUCUCUGCAUCCGAGAAAGUGGACGGGUUUACGAGAAAGUCCGUGAGGAAGGCCCAGAAACAGAGAAAAUCCCAAGGCUCCUCGCAGUACCGCACACAGAGUGCUCCAGUGGAGCUUUCACCGCUGCCGCAGCUCAAAGAUGCCCCCUCCACAGAGCAGCAGGAACUGUUCACCCAGAAACUCCAGCAGUGCUGCAUGCUUUUUGACUUCCUGGACUCAGUGAUUGACCUGAAGAGCAAGGAGAUCAAGAGGGCCACACUUAACGAGUUAGUGGACUACGUCUCCACCAAUCGAGGGGUGCUGGUGGAAACUGCAUACCCAGAGAUCACCAACAUGAUCUGCACCAACAUAUUCCGGACUCUGGCACCAAGUGAAAACCCAGAUUUUGACCCAGAGGAGGAUGAACCCACUCUAGAGGCUUCAUGGCCUCACAUGCAACUUGUCUACGAAUUUCUGCUGCGCUUUCUUGAGAAUCCAGACUUCCAGCCCAGCAUUGCGAAGCGCUACAUCGAUCAGAAGUUCGUUCUGCAGCUCCUGGAGCUGUUUGACAGCGAGGACCCGAGGGAGAGGGACUUCCUCAAGACCAUCUUGCACCGGAUCUAUGGAAAGUUCCUGGGGUUGCGGGCCUUCAUCAGAAAGCAGAUCAACAACAUUUUCUUGAGGUUCAUCUAUGAAACUGAUCACUUUAACGGAGUUGCUGAGCUUCUAGAAAUCCUGGGGAGCAUCAUCAAUGGCUUUGCAUUGCCUUUGAAGGCAGAGCACAAACAGUUCCUGAUGAAGGUGCUCAUCCCGUUACAUACAGCUAAAGGACUGGCACUUUUCCAUGCACAGCUGGCCUAUUGUGUGGUACAGUUCCUGGAGAAGGAUCCUACACUCACUGAACCGGUGAUCCGCGGGCUGCUGAAGUUUUGGCCUAAAACCUGCAGCCAGAAAGAGGUCAUGUUCCUGGGUGAAGUUGAGGAGAUUCUGGAUGUCAUUGAGCCUACACAGUUCAAAAAAAUCCAGGAGCCACUGUUCAAACAGAUUUCUAGAUGUGUGGCCAAUCCCCACUUCCAGGUAGCAGAGCGAGCGCUGUACUACUGGAAUAAUGAGUACAUCCUCAGCCUCAUAGAGGAGAACAUCGACAAGAUCCUCCCCAUCAUGUUCGGUAGCCUGUACAGAAUCUCCAAAGAGCACUGGAAUCCGACAAUCGUAGCUCUGGUGUACAAUGUGCUGAAGACAUUGAUGGAGAUGAACUGCACACUGUUUGAUGAGUUGACCGCCUCCUAUAAAGCAGACCGACAACGAGAGAAGAAGAAGGAGCAGGAGCGUGACGAGCUGUGGAAGAAGCUGGACGAGCUGAGGCUGAGCAAUGCCACUCUAGUACAGAACAACAGCCACGGUCUCCAGAGUAUCCAAAACAACAACAACAACAACAACAACAACAAUAGUAAUAAUAAUGACAACCAGGACAAGGCCACUGACACAGCCGCCGUCACCACCACAGACGACAAAGAUCCUGACGUCACCGAGGCAGCCAGUAAGAGCACCCCAUGUGCCAAAUGACAUCGGACGUCAGAUUUUUUAUUCCCUAACGGUUUGACACCGUGUUCAGGACUGUCAUGGGGGGAUUAACGGAGACGGAAAAACACAAAUUACACCUCAGCAGUAUAUUAAAUCUUAGAGUGACUUAGAAUGCCAGCAUUUCUUUGUCCAAACACAAAAAAAGAAAAAAAAAAAAAAAAAAGAUAUUUCAACUUAAGACUAUUUUUGGAUGUUACAGUGUGGCUGCAGUAUAUUGUGUAUUUGUCUGAUCAAAGAUUUAUCCUUUCGCAUUUAGUUUCUUAACUGAAAAUGAUUUUUUUUUUGUUAUAUUCAUUGUAUGAUACACGGGAGGGGAGAAAAUAAUAAUGACUUGAAUUCAAUGUUUCUGAUUGUGCUGCACUUAGACAAGCUGAAUAGCUAUUUAAAGAUGUCUAUUUUUUAAUGUGCUUUUUUCUCGUUGCUGCCAACACUUGGGUGCAAACCUUAAGGAAGAAGGGAACUGCAGACUUUUGGGAGUAUUGAGGCAGACGGGACCAGACCCAUAAUUUUAGACAUGUAGUUUCCAGAAAUGUUUGUAUAGAAAAGGGCUGUUACUAGGACAGUGGAAGAUGGUCACCUACUGUUAGAGAUGAACGGGAGGUGCACGGCCAAAAGAAAAAAAUCCUAUAGAGUAAUAACCUUGGAUAUUGUUUGAUAUCUCUAUGAAUGACUCUAGUUGGGACCGUGGAGUUAAAACGUGUUCACAAUUAUGGUAAAUGUCAUAUUUGUGAGAUUAUUUUUGUGUUUCAGGUGUUGGUAAAUAUUUUUUUAUCUGGGUGAAAACAUAAAGCUAAUACUUGUAACACAACACUUGCUUUUAUAAGAUUAUUUACACUAAAGUAUUGAGAGGGGGCUUUCAAAGAAUGAAAUGUUAGAAUUAAAGGAAUAGUUAAGCAUUUUUGGGAAAUAUUGUUUGUCUAUUGGUUUUCCUGCCGAGUUAGAUGAGAAGAUUGAUACAACUCUUUGAACUGUAUGUAAAGUUUGAAGCUACCACCAUUAUCUGCUUAGCUUAACUUAGCACACAGCUAGCAUAGCUCUGCCCUACGGCCUACCAGCACCCCGAAAGCUCACUAAUUAACACUUCUAUAUCUUGUUUUUGGGCCUGUAAGUAAAUACUGUAAGUAUUUUGAUUAUCAAUUAAUCAGACAGUUAUUUUCUCCUUUUUAAUCAAUUGUUUUAUCUAUAAAAUGUCAGAAAAACGGUGGAAAUGCCUGUUGUAAUUUCCCAAUCAGAAGUUGUUUUGUGUUCAAUUUAUCAUCACGUGAGAAAGAAAUGUCACAUUUGAUGAGCUGAAAACGGCAAAUUUGGAAAUUUUGGGCGUUUCUGCUUAUUUAAUUAUCAAGAUAAUUGCAGUUUUUCUGUCAAUGCUUACAGUAAUUGCAGCUGUAACUUCUCCAUUUACCCACCCCUAACGGAACACGCAUUAAUUCAAGGUGCUGAUUGGCAGAUUUUGUUGUCUGGCUGGCUGUUUGACUCUGAAUGCUACAAUAAGCUGCUGGUUGUAAGCUAUUGACUGUAAAGAUACUAGAGGGGUGUUGAUCUUCUCUUCUGACUCUCUGAGAAUAAGCAUAUUUUCCAAAAUGUUAAACCGUUCCUUUUUAAAGUAGUAGCUAAAACGAGUGAAACCAUGACACCUACAGUACUAUAUUUUUCCAGAGUAUUGAUGAGGCAAAUAUUUUUGAAUGUUUCAUUUUGCUGAUGGAAUCUGAUGGGAUGCAGGAUGCGCUUGAGUGUAUAUUUGUUGAGUGCAUAUAUGUGUAUAUGAUAGUUUGGAGGCUACUUAAAGGGAAAUGCCACUCAAUUUAAGAUUUUAUGUACAGUAUAUUGUUUCUGUGGUCUAGGAAAGUGCAGUCAGUGCUUAGGAACAUGAAUUAAAAAGACUUUUCGACACAGCUGAUUUUGUGUAUCCGUAACCUUACUGAGUUUUUAUAUCCAAACAAAGCUUAUUAUGAAGUAGUGAUAUCAAGAAAAUGGACGCUUCACACCAGAAGAUCCCACAAGAUUGUUUUUACAAGUAAACUUUUACCAUCCAUGCCUGAUCACGCUCUCUUUCUCCAGACUCGAUAACCUCAUAUGCGCUUUUGUUUUCCAGGUUGUGAUGUUGAGAGUUGAUAAGCCUGUGUUCAUGAACUCCAUUAGACUGCCAUAGAUCAUGGGAACGACUUCUGAGAGUUUUUAAAUUGAAUGGUGUUCCCGCUGAACCCCGAGUGUCUGCCGUGUACUUUUAUGUUAAUAUUUUAGGUUGAGUCUAUCUGAUGCCUUUUCUGUCAGUACAGCAUUCCAAUCUCUGUGACGUUAAAAACUGCGUGGGGAACCUGUUUUGUAAUCGCAGAUCUUAUGUAGGUUUCACCAUCAAAUAAAGUCUAUCUUUCUACUCAAA